AGCGCGCAUGUCCGCUUUCUCCCAACCCCGGCAGCUGCAACCGCGGAGCCCGUCACCAAAGCCACUGAAACAGUAAGCGGGAGAGCUGGCGAUGGCGAGAGAGGCGCACGGAGCCCGACUGGAGGCGCGGCUGAGGCUGUUAUAGGGAGACCGGCGGGGAGGCAUCUGCCGGGGGCUCAUUCCCAACACCAAAGGAAGCCCCCCCAGCCGCGUCUCCCCCCUGGAAUAAAACCCAAAUUCUAGCCAGCAACAUCCCAGGCCGGGCGAGAGAGCGAGCUUCGGAGCGGCCUCGGGGGCAGGGAAGGUGCCGGUGUUGCAGGCGAGCCGGCAAAGGGAAGCGCUUCCUCGGUGCCUCGCGGGCCACCCCAAACCAGAUAGAUGUGCGCGCCGCCCGCCCGCCCGCGCGGCCACCAUGAACACCCAACUGGCGAUGGAGACUCUGGGCGACCUCCACGGGGUGAGCCAUGAGCCGGGCCCCGACCUGCUCCGGAGCGCCCACCCCCGCGGCGGCGGCGGCGGCGGCGGCCAGAGCAACCCCUUGGCCCACGGCGCUCGCCCGCUGGGCAUGGCCGCCCUCCUGGACGGAGGGGACUACGCGCACCACCGGGGCGGCGCGGAGCACCCUUUGGGCGGCCCUCUGCACCCCACCAUCACCAUGGCUUGCGAGACCCCGCCUGGCCUCAGCAUGAGCAGCACCUACACCACCCUGACGCCUUUGCAGCCGCUCCCGCCCAUCUCCACCGUCGCGGACAAAUUCCCCCACCAUCACCAUCACCCCCAUCACCCCCACCACCCGUCCCAGCACCCUCAUCACCCUCACCAGCGGCUGUCGGGGAACGUGAGCGGGAGCUUCACCCUCAUGCGGGACGAGAGGAGCCUGGCCGCGUCCAUGAACAACCUGUACUCGCCCUACCACGCCAAAGACGUCCCCGGCAUGGGGCAGCGCCUCUCUCCGCUCUCCGGCUCCGGCCUGGGCGGGCUGCACGGUUCCCAGCAAGGGCUCCCCCAUUACGCUCACCCGGGAGCCGCCGCCGCCGAGAAGAUGCUGGCCCCCAACGGCUACGAAGCGCAUCACCCUGCCCUGCUGGCCAGGCACGGCGAGCAGCACCUGACGCCGACCUCUGCUCCCGGCAUGGGGCCUCUCCACGGGAUCCCGCACCACCCCCACGCCCACCUGAGCGCGCCGGGCCACGGGCAGAUCCUGGGUGCCGGGCCCCGGGAAGCCCACCCGGGAGCGGCGGCGGCGGCGGCGGGAGCAGCGGCGGCGGCCUCCGGGCAGGUCAACGGCGGCGGGAGCGGCUCCGGGCAGAUGGAGGAGAUCAACACCAAAGAAGUCGCCCAGCGGAUCACCACCGAGCUCAAGCGCUACAGCAUCCCUCAAGCCAUCUUCGCCCAGCGCGUCCUCUGCCGCUCCCAGGGGACGCUCUCGGACCUGCUGAGGAACCCCAAGCCCUGGAGCAAGCUCAAGUCCGGCAGAGAGACUUUCCGCAGGAUGUGGAAGUGGCUACAGGAGCCCGAAUUCCAGAGGAUGUCCGCGCUCAGGCUGGCAGCUUGCAAACGGAAAGAGCAAGAGCACGGCAAGGACAAAACUAACACCCCCAAGAAGCCCAGGUUGGUCUUUACGGACGUCCAGCGCCGGACUCUACAUGCAAUAUUCAAGGAAAACAAGCGCCCUUCCAAAGAUUUGCAAAUCACCAUUUCACAGCAGUUGGGUCUGGAGCUCAGCACAGUCAGUAACUUUUUCAUGAACGCGCGACGGAGGAGCCUGGAUAAGUGGCAAGAGGAGGGGGGCAGCUCCAGUUCAGGCAACUCAUCGUCCUCAUCAAGCACUUGUACCAAAGCGUAAAGAAUUGACCACAAACUAAUCUUCGGUGGAAAAGCUUUA
Messenger RNA from Lacerta agilis (Sand lizard), 1885 nucleotides. It is a transcript of the gene ONECUT1, whose product is annotated as one cut homeobox 1. Gene Ontology annotation, cellular component: nucleus. Bases 413 to 1846 code for a protein of 477 amino acids. Lineage: Eukaryota; Metazoa; Chordata; Lepidosauria; Squamata; Lacertidae. The transcript is spliced from 2 exons. Gene Ontology annotation, molecular function: DNA-binding transcription factor activity, RNA polymerase II-specific; RNA polymerase II cis-regulatory region sequence-specific DNA binding. Gene Ontology annotation, biological process: regulation of transcription by RNA polymerase II. The record is from RefSeq and is a predicted model, not a curated record.